AUGGCCUCGCAAGCCCAGCAUACUUCUAACGUCAACGACGAUAAUCCCAAAGACCCAGCCGAGGUCCCUCUUCGCGCGUACAACUCCCGACCAACCCGUCCCAAUCCGAAUCCGAAUCCGUAUCCAGGCGUGCCAGGGCUGCCGGAGGCACCUCACUCUACGGACGCUCACCGUCGGCGCGACUCGACCAUGACAAGGACCCUGCAGCGGCCCAUUCUCUCGCCGAGAAGAAGAAGACAGUCGGAGAACACGACUACCGGCAUGCUGGCCCCUUUCGCCGGUCGCUUAGGUGGCAAUCAGACAUUCAUCCUCGACCGGUCGAACCCGGCGGAUGCCGAAUUGUUGAGGAAAGUGCCCGACGCGGCGCCGAAUCUGAAUCUCCGGGAGAUGUUCGAUCUCGGCGGGUUCAGGGAGGUGGAUAUGUACAAGGCUGCUGUUGUCGAGUGUUUCGGAACCAUGAUCCUCGUGUUCGGCAGCGCGUACGACUCCCUCUCCCCGGGCACACCACCGCCCCAACCAUCCCCUACAUCGGGCGUCUUCAGCACCACCUCGUUCCUCGGCCCCCUGGUCGCCGCGUGCAUCAACACGAUCCUCAUCACGCUUCUGAUUUACUGCUUCGGCGCGAUUUCCGGCGCACAUCUCAACCCCUUGAUUACGUUCGCUACCUUCUUCGCGCGGUUGGCCACGUUCCCACGUCUCGUACUGUAUGUCGCGGCGCAGACGUUGGGCGGGACACUUGCAGGUCUCUUGCUCCGCGCCGCGGCGGGCACGCGGUUUUUCAAGGUCGGCGGCUGCUUCUUGUUCACGGACGAGGCGAGAAUCUCGUCGCAGUUCGUGAUCGAGUUCAUGGGCAGUCUGCUGUUGCUGGUCAUGGCGUUUGGGGUGGGUUUGGAUCCGCGACAGAAGGAGAUUUUCGGGCCCGCGCUGGCGCCGAUACUGGUCGGGCUCGCGGCGGGUGGGAGUGCGUUGUGUUUUGCGUUCUCGGUCCCGGGGAGCGGUGGUGCGGGAUUGAAUCCUGCGAGAUGUUUUGGUGUGUUUGUGGGAAGUCAUUUUCCCGGGUGGCAUUGGGUUAAUUGGGUGGGACCGCUGGCUGCGAGUAUGCUGCAUGGGAUUGUGUAUUGGAUUGUACCGCCGGGGUCGGCGCAGAAUCACAGGAUGGCAAGCGUUGUUGAUGAGGCGGAUGAGACAGACGAGAAGAGGGUCGAUCGUGAUACUGUUUGAAGGACUGAGAACUGGGAAGGCGUGAGUUCAAGACAAGGAAUGAAUGGAUGGAUGGAUGGAUGGAUGUCAAGAGCCCAUCAUAAC
Exophiala xenobiotica is the source of this 1305-nucleotide messenger RNA. RefSeq lists its product as uncharacterized. The record is from RefSeq and is a predicted model, not a curated record. Bases 1 to 1221 code for a protein of 406 amino acids. Gene Ontology annotation, molecular function: water channel activity. Lineage: Eukaryota; Fungi; Ascomycota; Eurotiomycetes; Chaetothyriales; Herpotrichiellaceae. Gene Ontology annotation, cellular component: plasma membrane. Gene Ontology annotation, biological process: transmembrane transport. The transcript has 2 exons.